AUGAUGCUCAGAACUACCGUUUCGUUGGUAUGUCUUACUGCACUUUCGGUACUGUGCAUUUUCCCGCAGGGAGCAAUCAGCGCCAGUAUUCGCAAUAAGGAUUAUCUAAUCCAACCCUCAGAAUCAGCAGGAAUUUCAUCCGCAACCACGGAAGAGAUUUCUCCUGAAGCAACAUCGGCUGAACCCAAAGAAGUGGAAUCGACCGCAACAAUUGAGGUAGAAGCUGAAACUACAGAGGCAGAAUCCAUCACAACAGUAGCAGAGCACGACCCCACAGAGGCAGAACCCGCCACCACAGAGGCAGAAUCCGCCACUACAGAGGCAGCAUCAGUGACUGCCGAGCUAGAAUCCACUGCCACGGUAGUGGAACAUCUAGAAACCACGGAAGCAGAAUCGGCAACAACGGAGGCAGGACCAGCAGAACCAGAGGUCUUAGGCACCGGCCCUUACCACAAACCAUAA
Messenger RNA from Anisakis simplex (herring worm), 462 nucleotides. The record is from the annotation of a GenBank genome assembly. NCBI's taxonomy places the organism in Eukaryota, Metazoa, Nematoda, Chromadorea, Rhabditida, Anisakidae.